AUGCCGGACCCGGGAUGGCUGCGGACGGCCCGAGACCCACACAGCCCCCGCCUCCCCUCGCCCCGGCCCGGCCGUGAGGCGGGAGUGUUGCGGCCGGCUCUGCUGCGGCCCCCGGGGCCCUCGGCAGCCGGGGCGGAGGGAGGACGGAGGGGGCAGCCCCCUCCAGACCUGUGUUUCCAUCCAGCUCACCGCGGGCGUCCCGCCGGGUCGGUGGUGCCAGAAAUGGCGAACGAGUUCGGGGAAGCGCUUCAGGGGAUGCACGGGAAUGCUUUAUGCUCGCCCUGCCUUUCAGUCUCCAAGCCAGCACCUUACUGGGAGGGAACAGCAGUCAUUAAUGGAGAGUUUAAAGAGCUGAAGUUAACAGAUUAUGAAGGAAAAUAUCUUGUCUUCUUCUUCUAUCCUCUUGAUUUUACGUUUGUCUGUCCAACUGAGAUAAUUGCCUUCAGCGACCGAAUUGAAGAAUUCAGAGCAAUAAAUACUGAAGUAGUAGCAUGUUCUGUGGACUCAAAAUUCACUCACUUAGCAUGGAUUAAUACUCCUCGUAAACAAGGAGGACUUGGACCAAUGAAGAUUCCCCUUCUUUCUGAUCUGACGCACCAGAUUUCAAAGGAUUAUGGAGUGUAUUUGGAAGAUCAAGGACAUACACUUAGAGGCCUUUUCAUUAUUGACAAUAAGAGAAUCCUUCGACAGAUCACAAUGAAUGACCUUCCUGUUGGGAGAUCAGUGGAUGAAACACUUCGUUUAGUACAAGCAUUCCAGUACACAGACAAACAUGGAGAAGUUUGCCCAGCUGGUUGGAAACCUGGCAGUGAAACAAUAAUUCCAGAUCCUGCUGGAAAACUGAAGUAUUUUGAUAAACUAAACUGAGGCUCACCUCUGUUGAAUUAAAUAGGUCACAUUCAACUUGAUUUUUGCCAAUAAAAUGUCAUUAAUUUUGGUACUUUUGUGAGUUCGAUUAAUAUGUAACAGCA
Molecule: messenger RNA, 971 nt
Organism: Ficedula albicollis (Collared flycatcher)
Lineage: Eukaryota; Metazoa; Chordata; Aves; Passeriformes; Muscicapidae
Gene: PRDX4
Product: peroxiredoxin 4
Exons: 8
Coding region: 1-867 (288 amino acids)
Biological process (GO): cell redox homeostasis; hydrogen peroxide catabolic process; response to oxidative stress
Cellular component (GO): cytosol; endoplasmic reticulum
Molecular function (GO): thioredoxin peroxidase activity
Source: RefSeq, a predicted model, not a curated record